AUGGCGCCCCGAAAGCGACGAGCGCCGGCGCCGGCUCCGGCCGACUACCAGUCGAUCACCGUGGCCUUGUCGCCCGGUACGGAACAGCCUUCGGGCAGCCACCAAAAAGAGCCGCUAACCGCAGCGGCACCGGCGCGGCUCUGGCCCUCUGCCGCUGAACGUGGUCAACACGUGGACCGCGCCAUCGUUAACAACGCCGAGCUACAUGCCAACUCGCAAAAUAUCCUCACAAUGAUCAGGGCAGCCCGGCCGAAGAAUACGACCUCGGCUUACGAGCCAAAGCAGGAAGAGUUUCGCCGGUUCUGCAAGCGGAAGCAGUACCAAGAUGGCGAGACGGUCAGGGAGGAUAAGCUCCUUCUUUUUCUUGUCGAGGAAGUCGUCCAUCGGCCGCUGCGGUCGCGGAGCCGGAAGGCCGCCGAAGAUAUCCCCCUCUCAGAGACUCGGCUUUCGUGGCGAUCAGUUCGGUCGUAUAUAACGGCGAUUACCGACCUCUACCGCGCGCAGAAAGCGCUCGGUAUGAACACCUAUCCGUCGCCCCGGGAGGACAACGCUAGGGAGUAUAUCAAAUCCCUACAGCGCCGGGAUGCAGAGCAGCAAAAGGCCAAUUACGCCGACAAGGGCCGAGAUACCCUUCUUGAUGGCUACUCCGAGGAGGAUUUGAAGCGGAUCGCCGGCGAGCUCUGGGGCCGUACGGCACAGUCGGCCGAGUGCCACCUUCGGACCCUGGUUGACUUGCUCCUCGGCCACUAUAUGCUUACCCGCGGAGGUGACCGCCGAGCUCUUGAGAUCUCGGACCUGUUUACGUUCGAAUUCGCCGGCGAGGGCCCUACGCGGUGCAUGCCGCUCAUUAUUACGACGCGAGCCGGGAAGCAAAACCAGCACGGCCGCUUGGAGACUGCCAGCGCACUUCGCAGCCGUGACCCGCUUAUCUGUGUGCUCGGCGCCAUAGCCUUUUACCUACUUUUUCGGUGGGACCUUACCAACGAGCCGUUCCCAGAGUUCGAGAACCGGGCACAAUGGUACGAUAUUCGGCUGCUAAAGAGCACCGACGCCAGUCCUACCUCUGAGUUCGCAUACAAUAGCCAACGGGACUGGGUUAUCAAGGCAUUUGCGUACGCGGGUAUCCAGUCGAUCAAGAAGACCCACGUCGGCCGAAGCUCUGGGGCAAAGACGGCCGAGCUGAAAGGCAUAAGCGAGGCACAGAUUCAGCGUGCAGGCCGCUGGAACCAGGAGCAAAUGGUCGGCUGUUACCUGAAUUCGCUAUCCCGGAAGUUUAUGCGGACCAUGGCCGGCCACCCGGCGCAGAUGGGUUGCUUUGAAAUACGCCGGGCCCGAAUACCGCCUCCAGGCUCACUCUUGCCGUUGAUCUGGCCGGACCUAAACAGGUGGGCCGGCAAGUUCGGUCCAGGGCCGGGGCAAGUAAACGAUCUAGCGGCGGCUGGCUUCACUACCUUGUUAUUCUACCUCCGGGAGGUUAUCUUACAGGACUCGGCGUUGCUAAUGCGCCAAUUCCCAGACUGCGCAGUAUGGAGCCAUCCGGUAUUUCAGCAUAAAGACUACGCGCCAUACGCAGGCCGGGUACUAGCGUUGAUAGAGGAAGACGAGCGGCCAACUGAACUAGCCAUCUUGACACAAGCGUUGCCAGCCCUUACCGACUAUCUCAAAAUGGCGGAAGCCCGGCGCGAGGCGCAGAUGACGGAGCUUUCGGCAGCCCUGACGGCCGAGAUCCGUACGGCUAAAGAACAGCUGGCCGGAGCUUAUCAGUCUUCCUUACAGACCUUCCUUACCGAGAGCGUCUUUCAGCUAAAGUCGGCCACUAGGCCAGUGCCGGUGCCAGCACCGGCGCCGGCACUGGCCUCUACACCUCUAGUUCCGUUGCCCCAAAGGCUUGGCGAAGUAGUUGCGGAAGGGGAGGGGAGUGUCUACGGGUCGGCACCCUUGUUGUCGGUAAGUCGCUCCGCUAGCCCAGGGGCCGCCGGCUUAGCGGAAGAGCACAGUCUUGAGGCAGGGGCAGAGGCAGGGGUAGAGCCGCCGAGGUAUCGCAUGAGCAGGGCUGUCAAGACUGUGAGGGACCUCUGGGCGCGAGUGGACCGUUGGCCUCCAGGGCGGCCCUUCGAUUACGGCACUAGACAACCGGUGGGGGAGUCGAUGGCGAGCCGGCCGUCAGGCCGAAGUGCAGUGGUAUUCCUUACGGCUCGAAGUCAUCCGGGAGAUCCGGCGAGUUGCCCGGUCGCGGCGAAUAAGCGAGGAAUCGGCCAUGCAAGCCCGUACAUUGAUUCGAACUCGUGGCCUCUUGGUAGCUAA
This is a messenger RNA of Chaetomium globosum CBS 148.51, 2304 nucleotides long. RefSeq lists its product as uncharacterized. The record is from RefSeq and is a predicted model, not a curated record. The transcript has 2 exons. Gene Ontology annotation, molecular function: DNA binding. The coding region runs from base 1 to 2304 and encodes 767 amino acids. Lineage: Eukaryota; Fungi; Ascomycota; Sordariomycetes; Sordariales; Chaetomiaceae.